Messenger RNA from Paramacrobiotus metropolitanus, 1080 nucleotides. Its product is annotated as speckle targeted PIP5K1A-regulated poly(A) polymerase-like. The coding region runs from base 115 to 1050 and encodes 311 amino acids. Lineage: Eukaryota; Metazoa; Tardigrada; Eutardigrada; Parachela; Macrobiotidae. The record is from RefSeq and is a predicted model, not a curated record. Gene Ontology annotation, molecular function: poly(A) RNA polymerase activity. The transcript is spliced from 5 exons.
UGUUGUUGUCCGACGCGGUUGGCUCGUUUCCAGUUUGUCUCCGUAGAUUCCGCCGUAUAUUCCCGUUUAAAAUCUCUAUCUUUUAGUUUUAAGUUUUUAUUCCGGAUUGCCCCGAUGCCCGCCGUGGCCCGUGCCGCUGGUGUCAAUGGCCCGUCUGCUGACGCUGCUCGGCAGCAGCAGAGCAAUGGACGCAGCGUAUCCGCGUCCUCCCGGCCGCGUUUUGGCCCGGACCCGCAGCGCGAUGGCCGCGCGGUGGUUGAGACAGGGGAGUCGUUGGCCUGGACGCCGUCUGCGUCGUCAGCGCUGUCGGCCAGCAGGAUCGCUGAACUGCGGCGCUCGCUGUUCAUUCCCUGUCUGCCCGACGAGAUCGAGCUGAACGAGCUGGUCGCGCGUCUCACGCUGCUCGGGAAUAUUCAGGAGAUUAUUAUCAAGAGGAAUCAGCGGCCGUGUCAGCAGAUGCGCUUGUUGAUGGAGCGGUCGCAGUUGAGUGCGGAGGAGCGCGAUGCCCGGGAGAACGUGCGCCGCCAGCUGGAAGCCACGUUCCGGCGCAUUUUCCGCCGGUGCACGGUGCGAUUAUAUGGAUCCUCCGUCAACACCUUCGGCGUCCGCGGAUCCGACAUCGACAGCUUCCUCGAUCUGCACUUGGACGAGAUAACGGCCCCGCCCGCUGACUGUAAGCCCCGCGAGCAGCCGAUGAGCUAUUAUUUUUCCAACGUGACGCAGCUGUUCCAGUGCCCGUACGAGCCGUGGGAGCUGGCUGGGGAGUCGCCGAAAGACAUCCUGCGCUUGAUGGAGAAGCUGCUGCGCUACCUGGCCAAGAGCGAGAACUACGAGGACGUGCUGGCCAUUCCCGCGGCCCGCACGCCCAUCCUCAAGCUGCGCCAUCCCGCCGCGCACCUCAGCGUCGACGUCUCCUUCACCAGCAAGUUAGUGUUCGAGAACACGGGCCUGUUGAUUUUGUACAGCCACCUGGAGCCCCGACUGCGUCCGCUGGUGUUGACGCUGCGGCAGUGGGCGGACGCCAAGGAGCUGACGGGCAGCGAGGACUGACCAAGUACGCCCUGACGCUGCUCCUCGUCU